AUGGUCCGUCCUCCGCCGGCGCAAAGAGAGGUGGGCGGGUACUCGGGGGUACAUAACCUCAAGCUCCGGUGCAAGUACCUGUUGCGUGUCUCGGAUGUACCUCUCGGCCGGGAAACAGCUACCAUCAACAUCAACAUCGACAAUGACAUUGACAUCGACACCUUCCUGCCAAAGCCGCCGCCGCCGCAGCCACCGCCGCUGCUGUUCCGGGAGUUGCUGUUGCUGCUUCUGCUCCUGCCCUCUCGAUGGUGGUUCAGUGUCUAG
Colletotrichum higginsianum IMI 349063 is the source of this 264-nucleotide messenger RNA. RefSeq lists its product as uncharacterized. NCBI's taxonomy places the organism in Eukaryota, Fungi, Ascomycota, Sordariomycetes, Glomerellales, Glomerellaceae. The transcript has a single exon. The coding region runs from base 1 to 264 and encodes 87 amino acids. The record is from RefSeq and is a predicted model, not a curated record.